AUGACCUGUGAUAAUAGUGUGGAUUUUGACUCUGUUGUGAAUUUAGAAGAAAAUUUUUAUAGAGAUUCCUAUCAUAAUGCCCAUGAAAUUGGCUUUGAACACACGAAACUUGACGGUAAACAAUUUGGAAUUCAAACAGGGUUUCAAAGGUUUGUCUUGUUAGGUGCCCUGAAAAAAUUCACCCAAUUAGUGGAUGAGGAAUUACAAAAUAAUGACGAUUUGCCAAACAAAAUUUCAGACAAGAUGCUGAAAUCAAUCAAUGAAAUUUUAAAAUUAUCUCAAGGUUUUUACAGUGAUGGAUUGAUAGAAACCUCAAAUACCCCGGCAGACGUGGAAUCAUACGAAAAACAAAUGAAAUUAAUAAAAUCAAAGGCUAAGAUACUUUACUCUAAAUUAGGUUAUAAAUCGAAAUUCUCUGAUUUGGAAUCCACUUGUCGCUCGCUCUCUGGGGAUAUCCCCUCCACUCAAAUCAACACAGGUGAUGAAAAUGACAUGUGGUGA
Molecule: messenger RNA, 501 nt
Organism: Pichia kudriavzevii
Lineage: Eukaryota; Fungi; Ascomycota; Pichiomycetes; Pichiales; Pichiaceae
Exons: 1
Coding region: 1-501 (166 amino acids)
Source: RefSeq, a predicted model, not a curated record